Notechis scutatus (mainland tiger snake) is the source of this 333-nucleotide messenger RNA. The record is from RefSeq and is a predicted model, not a curated record. NCBI's taxonomy places the organism in Eukaryota, Metazoa, Chordata, Lepidosauria, Squamata, Elapidae.
UGGAGAUUGUAGGACACUACUCUCUUUUUAUGAUUCCUGCUGAGAAGGAAGAAAAGACGCUCCAGCGGGAAGCUUUCCGGAAGUCCGUUUCUUCAAAGAGCCUUCGGAGAUUCCUGGAAGUUUUUAUGGAGACUCAGAUGUUUGGAGGCUUCAUUCAAGAACGAGAAUUACGAAAACAGGGAGCCAAAGGUUUGUUUGAGGUACGCGCCCAGGAAUAUCUGGAGACCCUUCCCAGUGAAGAACAGAGCGGAGUUAAUAAAUUCUUGAAAGGAUUAGGUAAGGAAUCCAAGCAAGUGCAGCUGCUGCAAUGAUCAUAUUUACUUUACCAGGUGC